AUGUUAAGAAUUAUUCAGAGUACAGCCAGAUCUGCGGCUAGCAGACAAUUGCUAAGAUCCACAGCCACGUGUUCUUCUAGAAGCAUUCUUUUAAGAACUAGUGGUGCGAAAUUUUCAACAUCAAUACCAAGAGGUGGUGAGACGGCCAAUAUUUCAACUGCAGAUUACGAUGCUUCAUGCUUUUCAAGCAAGGUUGGCUUGAAAGAUCUAGAUUCGUUCCCAAGAAGACAUCUUGGAUCAAAUCCUAGUCAGGUGGAGAAGAUGUUGAAGGUGGUUGGAUCUCCAGAUAUCGAAACUUUCAUCUCUAAAGCUAUUCCAAAGAAUGUUCUUGUGAAAAGAAGUCUUGAUAUAGAGCCAAAAGGGGGACUUUCUGAAAGUGCAAUGCUUAAGAGACUGAAGAAGAUUGCUUCCAAAAACAAAGUGCUCCGUUCAUACAUCGGAAAAGGAUAUUAUGGAACACACAUGCCAGCAGUGAUUCAAAGAAACAUGAUGGAGAACCCGGCAUGGUACACUUCGUACACACCAUACCAGGCAGAGGUUUCCCAGGGUCGUCUUGAGGCCCUUUUGAACUUUCAGACGAUGAUAUGCGAUCUUACGGGUCUUCCUAUUGCAAACUCGUCCUUGCUUGAUGAAGGUACAGCAGCCGCUGAGGCCAUGAUUAUGAGUUAUCAUCAGUUCCAUGGCAGAAAAGAUACAUUCAUCAUCGAUAAGAAUAUUCAUGAACAGACGCUUGCAGUAAUCCGCUCCAGAGCUAAUACGCUUGGAAUAAAGCUAGUGCUAACGGACUUACUCUCAUCAGAAGGUAUUGAGGUUGUGGAAAAGGGUGGAAAAAACGUUUGUGGUGUGCUUGUUUCGUAUCCAGGGGAUGAUGGCAGUAUUCCAUCGUUGAAAUCGCUCAACAGGAUUUCAGACACAAUUCAUAAAACCAAAGGUUUGUUUGUUGUUGAUGCAGACAUCCUUGCAUUGACACUUCUCAAGGCACCAGCAACUUUUGGAGCAGAUAUUGCUCUAGGUUCUGCCCAAAGAUUUGGUGUUCCGAUGGGCUUUGGUGGUCCGUAUGCUGCAUUUUUGGCCGUUAAAGAUUCGUUAAAAAGAAAGAUGCCGGGAAGAUUGGUCGGUGUCUCUAAAGAUAGACUCGGCAAUCCGGCUUUGAGACUUGCUCUUCAAACCAGAGAGCAGCAUAUCAGAAGAGAGAAGGCCACCUCUAACAUCUGCACUGCCCAGGCACUUUUGGCCAACGUUGCAUCUUCUUAUGCCGUGUAUCAUGGUCCAGAAGGCUUGAAAAGCAUUGCUGCUCGAGUUUACGGCCUAACGGCAGUUCUCGCCGACCGAAUCAGGCAGAAAACGGGUCACAAGAUCUUGAACGGCUCGGCAGCCUUCUUUGACACUUUGCGAGUCGAACUUUCGGGCGAGACGGCCACCCAGUUCAUGGAUAGGGCUGUGAAGGACUUUGGAAUCAACGUUUUUAAAGUUGACGACAAGACUAUUCAGCUGUCUUUGGACGAGACAGUCACGCAGAAGGAUUUGGAAGAUUUGGUGGAGCUUUUCACUGGAGAAAAGACCGAUCUUUCAUCCAUCGACAGCCUACCAACAAUUUCGAGAGAGUUGCUAAGAGAUGACGAAAUCUUGACAAACCCAGUCUUUCACAAGCAUCAUUCAGAGACGGCAAUGCUGAGAUACCUAUACUCCCUUUCUGAAAAGGACAUUGCUCUCACCACGUCGAUGAUCAGUUUGGGAUCCUGCACUAUGAAACUUAACGGAACCAUCGAGAUGAUGCCAAUCACGUGGCCAGAAUUUUCUUCCUUGCACCCGUUUGUUCCCCGGGACCAGGCUCAGGGAUACAUGCAGUUGAUUUCUGAGCUUGAGCACGAUCUUGAGCAGAUUACCGGCUUCAGCAAGACAACCUUGAUGCCAAAUUCUGGAGCCCAAGGUGAGUACACGGGUCUUUCUGUGAUCCGUGCAUACCACCACUCCAGAAACGACCCCAAGAGAAACGUCGUUUUGAUUCCUGUCAGUGCCCAUGGUACGAACCCAGCAUCUGCCGCUAUGGCUGGUUUCAAGGUUGUUCCGGUCAAAUGCCUUGAGAACGGAAGUUUGAAUAUGGAAGAUAUGGAGAAGCAGGCACACAAGCAUGCGGACAACCUUGCGGCCUUCAUGAUCACGUACCCAACGACAUUCGGACUCUUUGAGCCUGGAAUCAGGACUGCAAUCGACAUUGUCCACAAAUACGGGGGUCUCGUGUACAUGGAUGGUGCAAACAUGAAUGCCCAAGUUGGUCUAACGUCGCCAUCCGAUUUGGGUGCCGAUCUCUGUCACUUGAACCUCCACAAGACUUUCUGCAUACCACACGGAGGUGGUGGACCUGGUGUUGGACCAAUAUGUGUUUCAGAGAAGUUGGCACCAUUUCUACCAAAGCAUCCCUUGGCAGAGACCUCUAACCAUAGUGUAAAGACUGCCAUUCAGCCGGUGGCAUCUGCUCCAUUUGGCUCUGCUUCCAUCUUGCCAAUCUCGUACGCGUACAUCAAGAUGAUGGGUGGAAACAACAUUCCGUACUCGUCCGUCAUGGCCAUCCUGAACGCCAACUAUAUGCUUUACAGGCUCAAGGAUGCGUACAAGAUCAUGUUUAUUGGAGGCUCCAAGGACUGCGACUUCCACUACAGUGGUCACGAGUUCAUCAUCGACUUGAGACCUUUCAAGAAAGUGCACAUCGAGGCUUUGGACGUCGCCAAAAGACUACAGGAUUACGGCUUUCACGCACCAACUAUGGCCUUCCCUAUUGCAGACACUUUGAUGGUGGAACCAACCGAAUCGGAGAAUAAGGAGGAGUUGGACCGGUUUGUGGAUGCAAUGCUUGGCAUUAGAGAGGAGAUCCGGGCAGUGGAAGAGGGAAAGUCGGAGGGACUAGUUUUGAAGAAUUCACCUCACCCAAUAGAGGAUCUGCUACAGGAUGAUUCCGUUUGGGGAAAGCGUGGAUACACCAGGGAGCAGGCUGCCUACCCGUUGCCAUACUUGAAGAACUUCAAGACAUGGCCUACAGUUGCUAGAAUUGAUGAUGUCUACGGUGACACUCAUCUUCUGUGCACGUGUCCUCCGGUGUCGUCUUAUGAGGAGUGA
This is a messenger RNA of Brettanomyces bruxellensis, 3114 nucleotides long. RefSeq lists its product as uncharacterized. The record is from RefSeq and is a predicted model, not a curated record. Gene Ontology annotation, biological process: glycine decarboxylation via glycine cleavage system. The transcript has a single exon. Gene Ontology annotation, molecular function: glycine binding; pyridoxal phosphate binding; glycine dehydrogenase (decarboxylating) activity. NCBI's taxonomy places the organism in Eukaryota, Fungi, Ascomycota, Pichiomycetes, Pichiales, Pichiaceae. Gene Ontology annotation, cellular component: glycine cleavage complex; mitochondrion. Bases 1 to 3114 code for a protein of 1037 amino acids.